This is a messenger RNA of Acanthopagrus latus (yellowfin seabream), 1953 nucleotides long. Its product is annotated as CD48 antigen-like. The transcript has 7 exons. NCBI's taxonomy places the organism in Eukaryota, Metazoa, Chordata, Actinopteri, Spariformes, Sparidae. The record is from RefSeq and is a predicted model, not a curated record. The coding region runs from base 48 to 1244 and encodes 398 amino acids.
ACUGCGACUGCCUGUAAUCAGUUUCCUCAUGUCCAGAGAGUGGAUGCAUGCUGUCUGUUACCGACAUGAUGUUCUCAGUCAUUAUCUUGUCAAUCACAGUUGCUGUCAUUUCUUCAGAGACACGGAUAACAAAGCGUGAUGGAGAGACUGUGACCUUACAGAUGAACACAUCGAUGAUUCCUAUUAAGGAUUAUCUUUGGACCUUUGGGCGAGAUAACCCUACAACAGCAAUCACCAUUGUCACCAAAGGAGAAGUCACUCGUGUCAAUGGGACAGGCUUUGAAGACCGGCUAAGCACACACGUAGCAACUGGGUCUAUUACCAUCUCUAACCUUACCAUCAAUGACAGUGGGGUAUUUUUGGCUCAGGUCUUUACAGCAACAGGAAUCCUGAGACAGAGAUUUGAGCUCACUGUCCUUGAAAACUCAUAUAUUCAUCUCAAUGUGCUGGAGGGGACAAAUGUCACUCUGGAUCCUGAACUAACUCAACUACAGAAAGAACAUUAUGUCAAGUGGACAUGGGGUCCAGAUUAUGUUGGGCAGCUGAUUGCUCAGUGGAAGAACUUCAGCUUCUCUAUCGAGGAAAGAUUUGAGGGUGUUGUACAGCUGAACCCAGACACUGGAUCACUCACCAUUAUCAGAGUGACACAAGAUUUGUCUGGCUUUUACUGUGUCCAAGUGCUGUUGGGUCAGGAGCUGUACAUAGUGCUAAAAUAUUCCCUCACUGUCUAUGGACCUGUUUCCACACCAAAAGUGUCUACAGCCAAACACUCACUGAAUGAUAAGAACUGUUACCUGAGCUGCUCUGAGAAGAAUGGACUUAGUGUAAACUUGACCUGGUAUGAAGGAGAGAAGAUCAUAAACCAGACCUGCAGCAAGGACAUCUCAUCCAACCUCACCCUCCUUCUGGUGAUCAAGAAUCAGGAUGAAGGCAUUUUCAGCUGUGUGGCAGCCAACCCUGUCAGUAAGGAGGCAGUUACUGUCAACUCCACCCUGUGGUGUCCACCACAUGGUGCAGAUCCUAAUUGGAUGCAGUGGAUUCUUGUUGGAGGAAUUGUUGGAGGAAUUGUUGUAGUGUUGGGAUUGAUAUCUGUCAUCAAUCUGUGUCUGUGCAUGCCAGGAAAUACAGAAGGAGCAGGCGAUUGUUUAAAUUUGAGAGAUAUGGUGGAAGGAAGGCCAUCUGAGCCCAAUGAAGCUUCACAGGGCAAUAAUGGAAGUGAGGACGCCCUGCUGUCAAACGGCUGAGGAAGGGUCUGGAAAGAAUUUAUUUCAUAUUUUCAUCCCUAUAGUAACAAUCAUCAUCCUCAGUGCUGUAAUUCAUGUCAUGAUUCUGUAAUACUUAUUUUUGAUAAACAUGCUCUUUGUUGCUGCAUGUUAUCUUCCAAGUAUAUAAUGUGUGCAUGGUUAUGGUCAGGAUGGAGACGAGCUCAAAAAAUGUCAAAAUGAACAGAAACUCUCUACGUAAGCAACUUAUCAAAAGCUGUGUGUGAGCACAUCUAAGUAAAUUGAAUACAACUAUAAUGUUUCAAACUCAAGUUCAGUAUUAUCUACAACAACUUCAUGCAAUUUGGCUAAAUUUGAAUCAGUUGUGGCCUCCGACAUCAGUAACUGAGGCAAUUACUAAGAUAACAUCCCAGAAGUAGAAAGCUGACUCCUUCAAAUACCACCAAUGCUAACUGAUCCUUUAUCACAGUCUCCUGUUGUACAUUCAGUGGGAGAUAUGACAGUUUUUUCCACACAGAAUUUUGAACCAUAAGGUCGUUGUGUUUGUUACCAGGUGGCAAAAGCAUAAAUACACUAAAAUAAGAUUCAUCACAGAAGCAAAAUUCUGUAGGCAUUGACUUUGAACAGCAGGGGGUGUAGGUUGUAGGGAAUUUCAACAGCUUCCUUCCACAAGCUGUUAGAUUGCUGAACUGGUACAAAUACAAAUGACAAUAAAGCUUUGAUUGAUUGA